ACCUGGCACGCCGCAUACAAUCCAAACGCUGCGUAGAUCGUGGUCAGCGGCAUAGUUAUAGAGGAAAGAGGCUUGCGGGCUGCUCUCCCCGACACGAUGACCACUCACGUAUACGCGCUCGCGAGGCGCAACGGCGAAGAUGAGUCCCUCUUUCGGUCGGCCUCCAUGUCCCUGAUUCAACUGUAUAUCCCAGCCGAAGUUGCGCACUCGACGGUGACCGAGCUGGGCGAGCUUGGAAACGUGCAGUUCAAAGAUCUCAAUCCCCACGCUACUGCUUUCCAACGGUCCUUCGUGGGUGACAUUCGGCGCCUCGAUGAAAUGGGCAGGCGAUGCCGGUUCCUGCAUGCCCAGAUGGAAAAGGAGAACGUGCCUAUCCGCCCCUUAGAGUCGGCCUUGCCUUUCAUCAACUUUGCGUCAGUUAAUGGCGCCGGAGGUGGCCGCGGCGGCCCCCAAAUGCUCGAUGAGCUCAGUGUCAAGCUUCGUGAGCAUGAAGAGAGGCUCGGGCAGAUGAAUGGAUCGUACGAUACGCUGCAAAAGCGCUUGCUCGAGCUGGAAGAGGCCAGACACGUGCUCAGGGAAACUGCCGUCUUCUUCGAGCAGGCAGAGGGCAGGCACGAGCUCGGUAGGAGCAGCACAGACGAUGCCAAUGCGCCACUUCUCGAUGAUGUUGAGAGUGGCUACGCGGCUGGCCGAGGUCAAGGCGAGGACAGCGGCUACGCUGGCUUUGACUUGGAAUUCGUCGCUGGUACCAUCGAUCGAGCGCGCAUGGCCACCUUUGAGCGCAUUCUGUGGCGGGUUUUGCGUGGCAACCUUUACAUGAACUAUGCAGAAAUCGCUGAGCCGUUCGACGAUCCCACCAAGGAGGAACCGGUGCGCAAGAAUGUCUUCAUCAUCUUUGCCCACGGCGCCGAGCUGCUCGCCAAGAUCCGCAAGAUCAGCGAAAGUAUGGGCGGCACGCUGUACCCCAUCGACUCGAAUGCCGACAGGCGCGAAGAGGCGCUCAGGGAGGUCGGCUCGCGGAUCGAGGAUCUGAACAACGUUCUCUAUUCCACCAGUGCCACCAGGAGGAUGGAACUGGUCAGGAUCGCCGAGACACUUAGCGCGUGGAGCGAUAUCGUCAGACGCGAAAAGCUCGUCUACUCGACCUUGAAUCUGUUCAUGAACGACGCAAGUCGAAAGACAUUGAUCGCAGAGGGUUGGUGUCCGACGGCCGCCGUCGGCUCGAUCCAGCUUGCGCUGCGCAGGGCAACAGAGAACGCCGGUACUUCUGUGCCUCCCGUUCUUCAGGAGCUCCGUACCAACGCCAAGCCCCCCACGUAUCAUCUCACCAACAAGUUCACCGAGGGGUUCCAGGCCAUCAUCUCCGCUUACGGAGACGCUUCGUACCAGGAGGUCAACCCGGGGCUCUUCACCGUCAUUACUUUCCCAUUCCUCUUUGCGGUCAUGUUUGGUGAUAUCGGACAUGGGUUUCUGAUGUUCGCGGCUGCUGCCGUCAUGUGCAUCUGGGAGAAGAAGCUGGCUAAAGCUGGUCUCGACGAGAUCUUCGACAUGUUCUUCUUUGGUCGCUACAUUAUCCUUCUCAUGGGCGCUUUCUCCAUCUUCACCGGCUUCCUUUAUAAUGACAUCUUCUCCAAGUCACUUCAUCUCUUCCACUCGGGCUGGGAUUGGCCACACCAGGACGGUCUGGUUGAGGCGAAGAAGCUGGAUCGCGUCUACCCCAUCGGCCUCGAUCCGUCGUGGCAUGGCACGGACAACAACCUAGUCUUUACCAACUCGUUGAAGAUGAAAAUGUCCAUCCUCCUCGGUGUCGCGCACAUGACAUUCGCCGUCUGCCUUCAGAUCCCGAACCAUCUGCACUUCAAGAGACCAAAGUUUAUUUGGGCAGAAGUCGUGCCUCAGCUGCUCUUCAUGUGGUCCCUGUUCGGCUACCUCAGCUGGGCCAUCAUCUACAAGUGGUCUGUGGAUUGGUUCGCAACAGAUGUCAGCGGCACGCGCCUGCACCAUAACCCGCCGGGCCUGCUCAACAUGCUCAUCUACAUGUUCCUCAGCCCCGGCAAUGUCGAGAAGGAGAACGAGCUCUACUCGGGCCAGGCAUUCGUCCAGAGUCUGCUCCUCCUCGUUGCCGUCGUGUGCGUGCCGUGGAUGUUGUGCAUGAAGCCGUACCUCGAGUACAAAGAGCACCAGAAGAUCAAAGGAGCAGGCUACCACGCAGUCGGCGCCGACGAUCUCGACCACGACGGUGACGCGGCCGAUGGUGCCGGUGAGAGCUCUGCACAGCAAGGCAACGGCACCGAUGCCGGUGGCCACGGCCACGGUGAGGAAUUUGAAUUGGGCGAAGUCAUCAUUCACCAGAUCAUCCACGUCAUCGAGUACUGCCUGGGGUGCAUCUCCAACACCGCCUCGUAUCUCCGUCUCUGGGCGCUGUCGCUGGCGCAUGCGCAGCUCUCCGAGGUGCUGUGGAACAUGACAAUGAAGAUCGCUCUGCCCAUGGAAGGCGUCACAGGCACUAUCAUGAUCUUCAUCAUGUUUGCCCUCUGGUUCAAUUUAACCAUUGCGAUCUUGUGCCUCAUGGAGGGCCUAUCCGCAUUCUUGCACGCGCUCCGUCUCCACUGGGUCGAAGCUGGAAACAAGCACUACAUGGCCGAGGGGUACGCUUUUGCGCCUUUCUCGCUCGCGCCCGAGGCCACGACGCAGUAGGCUGUGCAUCGUUCCUGGUCCAGCGUCCAAUCUACGUAGAUCGGCUUCCUUUGGCCGUCUCUUGUAGUAACGGACCGGAUUCGGUACAUGCAACACGAUCGUUAUCUCCUCCUCUCCUCGCGCAGAUAUUUGGCUGCUGAACGAUGUCUCCACGUUCAGGAAGCAUGCCGCCGUUCGCACGCAUCAAGGGAUGCAAGGCACUGCUGUGUGUGAUCAGAGAAAGAGAUGUGUA
Molecule: messenger RNA, 2929 nt
Organism: Tilletiaria anomala UBC 951
Lineage: Eukaryota; Fungi; Basidiomycota; Exobasidiomycetes; Georgefischeriales; Tilletiariaceae
Product: V0/A0 complex, 116-kDa subunit of ATPase
Exons: 5
Coding region: 97-2697 (866 amino acids)
Biological process (GO): proton transmembrane transport; vacuolar acidification
Cellular component (GO): vacuolar proton-transporting V-type ATPase, V0 domain; fungal-type vacuole membrane; vacuolar proton-transporting V-type ATPase complex
Molecular function (GO): ATPase binding; proton-transporting ATPase activity, rotational mechanism
Source: RefSeq, a predicted model, not a curated record